CAGAACUGUUCGUAUAUAUACAUAUUCUGUCGAUUGAAUUGGUUAUAAUCAAACGGAGAGUCUUAGUUUUUAUAUGUGAUAACAGUUAUUUGCGGGCAUGUUUAAAUUUGUGUCAAUAUUGUGUUGUAUCAAUCUGUUUGUGGUACGUGUAUAUGGUCAAGAGGGUUCACAAUGCUACACAUCAAGAAAAGAGUUUGGUUCUUGCAUAAAUAUAAAGACUUGCAAUUAUAUGGUUCAGCUUUUAAUUAAUCGUAAACAAGAUCCAGAAAUCUUGAACUAUCUUCGAAGUUCAACAUGCGGAUUCAUAGGCAAAGAUCCUCUUAUAUGUUGUCCUCAAACAAAGGAAGAGGAGGAAAGUGAAGAAAAUCUCAUUGUUAGUAAUGGCAAUCAGAAUACAAAGCUACCACUUAAACCUCAAUGUGGUCUAAGCAAUGUAACAAAUCCAAGAAUUGUUGGAGGAGUUCCAGCAAAAUUAAACGAGUUUCCUUUUAUGGUUAUUCUAGGAUACAGAAAUAAACUUAAUCCAACUAUUCCAAAAUGGCUAUGCGGAGGUACUUUGAUAACAGAAAAGCAUGUAUUGACAGCUGCUCAUUGUGCUUAUAACAGAAAUGAUUUGUAUUUGGUAAGAGUUGGGGAGCUAAUACUUUAUGAUGACAUGGACAGUGCUUCUCCUGAGGAUAUAUCCAUCUCAAAGAUAAAAAUGCAUGAAAGUUUCAGUCCUACUGAAUUUACCAAUGAUAUUGCAAUAAUAACAUUAUCAAGCAAACCAAAAAAUCCAUUGGUUUGGCCUGUUUGUCUACCAGUAGAAGAUCCAAUGAAAUCUAGUUCGUACAUUGGAGAAAAUGGAGUCGUAGCAGGAUGGGGAUCUUUAUAUUUUGAUGGACCAAGAAGCUCAUCACUGCAAGUAGCUGACAUGCCUGUAUUAAACCAAAACAGUUGCCAACGGGUAUUUGGUCAGAAUACAGUUAUUGACAAUAGAAUAAUUUGCGCUGGUUGGCUUUCUGGAGCAAAAGAUACUUGUCAAGGGGACUCAGGUGGGCCUUUAAUGUUUGCUGUAAAAGAACAGAAGCAUUUUUGGUACUAUCAAAUUGGUAUCAUAUCCUACGGAUUUAGAUGUGCCGAAAUAGGCUAUCCUGGUGUUUUUACAAGAGUAACAAAUUAUUUAGAUUGGAUCCAAACUAACGUUGUGUGAUAUUUAUAUGCUAUAUUUUUUAAUUUAUUCGAUAACAUAUAUAUUAUGUAGUAGUUUCUAAUUGUAAUUUUUGUACCUAAUAUUUUUCCGUUUAGAUUAGAAUAAUAGUUUUGCUUACAUUUUGUAAUCUGUUUAUUUGUAAUAAUUGCAUAUUUGUAUUAUCGCCAUAUUUUUGCUUGUAACCUUAAAUAAAUCAUUACAAUAAUUA
Diabrotica virgifera virgifera (western corn rootworm) is the source of this 1400-nucleotide messenger RNA. Its product is annotated as venom protease. Bases 98 to 1192 code for a protein of 364 amino acids. Lineage: Eukaryota; Metazoa; Arthropoda; Insecta; Coleoptera; Chrysomelidae. The transcript has 6 exons. Gene Ontology annotation, molecular function: serine-type endopeptidase activity. The record is from RefSeq and is a predicted model, not a curated record. Gene Ontology annotation, biological process: proteolysis.